CCCCGCCCCUGCGAGCAGGAGGAGGAGGAACCGAGAGUGCCCGACCCGGUGGCUUUUAGGGGGGGGGAGGCCACUCAGUCGUUAGCGCCCGGGCCCUGCGCUCCUCUUCCAGCUGCUGCUUCUGCUCGUUUCCAGCGCUACGGCCGCCAGGCUGGCUGCUGCCCGGCCUCGCCUCCUCCUCUGCCCGCUACCUACCUCGGAACCGCCGGAGGCUGCGGGGCUCCGUUCCUGAAGGCGGAGGAAGCCGGGUUUGCAAAAGAAAAAGGGAAUUGCAUCCUGUCUGGGUGGUGGGGGGACACGGGGAGGGAGGAAAAAAAAAAAAGAGAGGGGCUGACGCUGGCAGUGGGUCUCGCCGCCCCGCACCCGCACGCCCCGGCGGCCCCGCGUGGGUGCCGGCGCCCCGUCUGCAGAGGGCUGCGCGGCGCGCAGGGCCGGGCGGAAGAUGCACACGACGCAGAAGGACACCACCUACACCAAGAUCUUCGUCGGGGGCUUGCCCUACCACACCACCGACUCCAGCCUGCGCAAGUACUUCGAGGUGUUCGGGGACAUCGAGGAGGCGGUGGUCAUCACCGACCGGCAGACGGGCAAGUCCCGGGGAUACGGCUUUGUCACCAUGGCUGACAGAGCAGCUGCCGAGAGGGCUUGCAAAGACCCCAACCCUAUCAUCGAUGGCAGGAAGGCCAACGUGAACCUGGCAUACCUGGGCGCCAAACCGAGGAUAAUGCAACCAGGUUUUGCCUUCGGUGUUCAGCAGCUUCAUCCAGCUCUCAUACAGAGGCCUUUUGGGAUACCUGCUCACUAUGUCUAUCCGCAGGCUUUUGUGCAGCCUGGAGUGGUAAUUCCCCAUGUUCAGCCCGCAGCAGCUGCUGCUUCCACUACGCCCUACAUUGACUACACCGGAGCCGCCUACGCCCAGUACUCGGCCGCCGCGGCCGCCUACGAGCAGUACCCAUACGCCGCGUCGCCAGCCGCCGCUGCCGGCUACGUGGCGGCGGGGGGCUACGGCUACGCGGUGCAGCAGCCCAUCACUGCGGCAGCGCCGGGGACAGCGGCCGCCACGGCCGCGGCCUUUGGCCAGUACCAGCCCCAACAGCUGCAGACGGACCGUAUGCAAUAGCAGAUCGACUCCCGAAGGAAGCUCUUUCUUUCUCUUCCUCUUUUCAGCCUUCCAGUAUAAGUAGUUAAUAAGAGACAAUUAAUAUUAACUAAGGAGCUUUAAGGAAAGCAAUGCUAUUGCAGAACUAAAGAUUUUUAUUCCACUGUCUUCAUACAGUCUGCAUCCAAACCAUGUUGUUAAAGGGGAGGGGUAGCGUGGGAUGUUUAGUUUCAAGUAUCAAUCUGGAAGAAAAUGGGAAAAAAAAUACUGUACUGUCAUGAAAGAGUGGCAGGAGUAGUAAUGAGACUUCGUAUUUAAAACAGAAACAAGAAAAACCAAACAAGCAAAGGUGUAUUUUUUACAGUAUCAGGGAAACAAAACUGCCUUUAUAAUUAUGAAAAUGGUAUCUGAAAAUUUUGAACCGGGGAAAAAAAAUGAGUCAGCAAUAUGUAAUCUUUCUCCAUUUUAAGACUAAAUGAGCUUAAAGCACUGAUGUCCUUUUUAGCCUUCAGUACGGCCUGCAGAAGUUGGCUUAGUGAGGCGAUACCUUCUCGCUGUCACAUUGACGGGCAUGGAGCAAGCUGAGGAGGAAGGCCCGCUAGUAAGAUGGCGGACAGGCACCAAAGUUAUUUUCUCCUCUGUCCUCUGGCCGAGUGGAGCUGUGGAGCAAGUGAUGUGGAAGGAACGGGUGCAGCAGCUGUAGUGACAAUCAAUAACAGAGACCGUUCUGGAAAGAACACAUCACUUGCGCUCAUGUGAUGAGCUUGUCACAUCCUAAUCCCUCGCCCCAUCCUGUUUCACUUUUGGGAAACUUUAACUGCUGGUGUCAGCUCUUCUGAUUCUAAAAUAGGAUCAGCCCUUUACUACAACAGCCUUCUCUUUCUAUUUAUUGCUACUCAUAACUUGUCAAUAAAGGCAGGAAGAAGCUUGAUGAAUUUAAACCUUUAAGAACUGUUUUAAGGGAAUUUCAUUUUUUUCUCUUUUUUUGAAACCAUUUGUACAAUUUUAAUAUCUAUUUCAGGACUCUAUUUAAAAUAUUUAUUAGCAAACAUACAGUACACAAGGCAACUUUUGUUACCAAGACUGCAGUUCUUCAAAGGUUAAUGGUAUGUGAUUUAUACUGUGCCUUAAUUGUAAUGCUAUUUAAAAAAAAAUAUUUAUUUUGAAAGUUUUACUAUGCUGCGCUCUAAAGAAAGUAACUUUAGAUGUGACACUGUAAAAUUAUGUAUUCAUCUCAUGGCAUAAAUUAUUUAGUAGGUUUAGAUGUAGCAUAUUAAAUAUUAACCUAAUUAACUAAGGAUGUUGACUUGGAUUUAUUUAAAUUCAGUAUGUGCACUGUAUGAGGGUACUCUUAAAUUAACACCUUUUUAGGGUUUUACAUAAAAUAUUGCUACUUCAUUCUUUUCCCUCUCAUAGUUUUUCAUGUAGACCUCUCAAAUACAUUAGUGCAUUUUUCUCACUCAUCUGUACAUAGACUAUUUUUCCCUUUGCUAGAAAAUGCUGCUUUAUGUUGUCCUGUGAAACUACAGUACUUGCAAUUUUUAUUCUUGACUGAAAUGGAAUUUAAUAUUUUACACUGUAUUGGAUUUUUUUAUACUUGAACAAUUUCAUACAAGGGAAGACAGGAUAGCAUUUUUAUGGACUUUAUCCAAUGUCACUGGAUUUAUUUUAAGUAUUCUAAAUACUAGCCAGUGUUAUAAGGUAGACACGACUCUCCUGUGCAUAUUAUUUAUUCAGUAUGUAUACUGCUUUACAACAUUUCAGAUCUCUUAAUCUAUUCACUUGUAUUAAAUAUAAUAAAAAAUGUUGUCGCA
This is a messenger RNA of Dromaius novaehollandiae (emu), 2913 nucleotides long. It is a transcript of the gene RBM24, whose product is annotated as RNA binding motif protein 24. Gene Ontology annotation, cellular component: cytosol; nucleus. Gene Ontology annotation, biological process: mRNA stabilization; positive regulation of myotube differentiation; regulation of alternative mRNA splicing, via spliceosome. The transcript has 4 exons. Lineage: Eukaryota; Metazoa; Chordata; Aves; Casuariiformes; Dromaiidae. The record is from RefSeq and is a predicted model, not a curated record. Gene Ontology annotation, molecular function: mRNA 3'-UTR binding. The coding region runs from base 443 to 1120 and encodes 225 amino acids.